UCCCCUAGCCACUAUCCCCUAGCCACUAUCCCCUAGCCACUAUCCCCUACCCACUAUCCCCUACCCUACCCACUAUCCCCUUCCCUACCUACUUUCCAAAAACUUAACAAGCUGCUGUGAAAUUUAGAAGGCGGUGUAGGUACAUUGUGAAAACGAAAACAAGAAAAAAAAACUUUAAUGAUUUAUUAAUAAAUUAAUACGAAAAAGAGUAAAGGAAAAACAACUAUCAGUUCUGGGUUGUAACUAAAAUGAUCAAGUGAAUCUACAGAUUUAAAUAUAAAGGAAAUCCCCUAAUAGUUUAAAAAAAUGGAUUUUAAAUCUAUCACAAUAUUAUUUCAACUUUUACCGCAGGUUUUCUAAAUUAUCAAAGACACAUUUUAAAGGCUCUUUACACCAGAGACCUUCCAUUAUGUUGUCAUGGAAACAGAAUGUCUGGAACGAUUGUUAUUAGGAUCUUUGGAUUUUUUUAAAUAUAGGACUCAAAUUUCAUUGUCUUAAUGGUUUUCUAGAGAUACAAGCACUUUAUGCAUUUCUUCUAGAUAUAAGAUUAAAAAAACAAAAAUAACCUGGUUAGCGAAAUAUCUUUAUAGCCCUACAAGACUAAACUAGAAAUUAUCAUUUCAUAAUUAGUCGAUGAGUCUAUUAGUCGAUGAAAGUAAUAACAGCAGACAUCUUCCUAUAGCCUGUAGGCUUUUGGCCAUGGUAUGCAAACUUCGUGUUUUCGGAAAAACUAUCAAAGCCUACAAGUAGGCUAUCUUCCUAAAGAAACAAAAUUACACUUUUUGCCCGAUUCAUGUCGUUGUAAAUUAUUUUAAAAUUCCUCAUAAAAGAUACUCUUCCCCUCUAAGUCUCCUCUCAAGUCAUAUGAGGUAUCGAUAAAUGCUGCUGUGGUAAAUUUUGGGUAGUCGGGAGCUAUAUGGAUCUGAAGUUAUUUCUACUGUUAUGAGGUAUUUGACACAAGCUCUCUAAAUAGCAAAAAUCCUUGUCAUGCAAACAAGUAGUACACGAGUCAUAGGGUUCUAAAGAGAAUGGGACCACGGUAUAACGACACCCAUGGCAACAAUCUCUGCAUCGCGAAUUCGUAUUGAGACAUCUUAAAAAUAUAUUUUGCUCCAAUUAGAGUGGCUUGUAGCUACACGUCACAAAAUGCACGAAUUAUACCUCCUAGAAUUGCUCAUUCAGAUACAUUAUCUACCCACUUCAGUCACGAAUACUUCCUUUUUGUUUAGAAGACGCUUUUUUGGAUCGACGCUACAUCAAGCCACUGAAAGCACUCAAACCGGAGAUGAUCAACAACCAUUGAAAUGAACGCCAGUCUCAAUGGUACAAGUAGCCCCACGUUGCCUAGCGACCCUUUAUGGUAUGUGGUGCUGAGCUGGAUGCUCGCGGGCGUCAUCUUCGUUGGGAAUGGGACAGUCAUGUAUCUUAUCAUUACUCGGCGACGCCUGCACAUCACGAACAACUACUUCAUCUUCUCCCUGGCCGUCUCCGAUAUCGCCACUGGGCUAUUCAUCAUUCCAGCAACCUUCACGUGCAAAACGGUCGCCCAGAGCGGGUUUCAAUGUGACUGGGCCGCCACCUACGCUGUUUUCAACACGUUCUUAUUUGCGUCUGUUGCUAACGUAUGCUCUAUGACUCUGGACAGAUAUAUCUCUAUUGUCAUUCCUUUGAGGUACUUCAUGUACAUGACCAACAAGGCCGUUGUGUGGAUUCUAAUAGUCACCUGGGGAGUACCAUUCCUUAUCGCGUUUAUUCCUCUGAUAUGGUCGUAUAACCCUGUUUUAGCGCCGCUCGCGAGGAAAAUCUUCGACCCUAUUCAGAUCCUAGUGUUUGUUAUUCUCCCCAUCUGCCUAAUGCUUCUCGUGUACGCCCGGAUCUUCGUGAUAGCGCGGCGCAUCUCCAAGCAGACAAGCCAGACCCAGAACCAGCUUCGUUAUAACGACAACAAUAGCAAUAUCAAUGGCAAUGUCAACCGUAAAGAACGCAGAGAAAGGCGUAACCGCGAGGGAUCAGUUGGCGUCAUAGGCGCUGUCAUCAUCCUGUUUGCCAUCUGCUGGGUCGUUCCCAUUUACGACAGCAUGUGCACCGUGUACAAUGUAUGUAAGAACAUACCCUUACACAUACCGCAGACAUUUUUGCACAUCAAUUCUGCUAUAAACCCAAUCGUGUACGCGCUCCUCAAGAAGGACAUAAAGAUCGAGAUGACCCGACUGUUUCGUUCGAGAAGCGCAAGAUUGGGUGGAAGCUGGGACCGUGAGAACUCCUCGUAUUCAACCACCGCAAUGACACCUAAAGCAGCUAAUUGAAGCUGAUAAUACGGAGCGCGAUUAAAAAGUCUCUGCCAUUCGCCAUUUUGUCAUCCUAGAGGAAUACCAAAUGUGAAAAAGCAUCCAUUUCAAUCGGCUUAUCUGGGAGUGACUGCGAUAUUUUCGAUUGAAUUUGGUAAAUGAAGUACAAAACUUUGCUUUCAGAUGGUUAUCUAGAGACUUUUCAAGAUCUGUCUUUCAAAAUUGAAUGAAAGCAAUAACAAAGGUGGCCGAGUAUGGCUCUUUAAGCCGCUAUUCGCUACUUAGUGUAGAGCAGAACACCAUUAACUAGGAGCGGACGCAGAAAUUCCAAAAAGGGGGCUAAAGCGAGCAUAUUUCUUGUUAUAGGGUCAGGCCCAGCUAGACCCACCCCUGUUAACUUGAUUCAAGGGAAAAAGACAGUUUGAGCUAUCCGAACUCAAGUUAGCUGGAUUUUAAAUCUAAUUACUUAUGAACCUUUUUUUUGAGUGAGUUCCAUCACACAUAUAAAGUAACAAUGUUCGUGUUUUUUAUAUUAAGAUAUGACUAGAACUUUCUCGCAAUUUAUCUUGUUUCAAAGUUAGCGAGUUUUGCUGUAUACAUUUGUACACAUCAAAUUUUUAACAACUAAAUUGUAAAUUUUCAGUUGAGGCUGGGUCAUUCUUAUUUUCGGAGCAUUUAAGGGCCGCCCGAGUAUCAGGCGAUUUUAUUUUUUAAAGGUCGGAGAGGAAAAAUAAAACUCUUUUAUCGUCCUGGUAUAUACUUCAUAGGGAAGGAUAAAAGGGACUGGGACUCAGGCUAAAAAUGUUCUUAAUUUCAAUGUAUAAAAAAUAAUACCCAAUAAAGUACUGGAAUAUGAUUGAACAAAAUAAUGAUCACUACAAAUAACACCCAUGGUUGUUAUUAUAAUUAAUAUAUCCCACUAAUAAAACAAAUUUUUGUUGCUA
Nematostella vectensis (starlet sea anemone) is the source of this 3232-nucleotide messenger RNA. Its product is annotated as adenosine receptor A3. Lineage: Eukaryota; Metazoa; Cnidaria; Anthozoa; Actiniaria; Edwardsiidae. Bases 1305 to 2306 code for a protein of 333 amino acids. The transcript has 3 exons. Gene Ontology annotation, cellular component: membrane. Gene Ontology annotation, molecular function: G protein-coupled receptor activity. The record is from RefSeq and is a predicted model, not a curated record. Gene Ontology annotation, biological process: G protein-coupled receptor signaling pathway.